GAUCACAUGUAUAGAGAGAGAGCUAUAAAACCACACGGAACGAGAGUUCAAUGGCUCUAUAAAACACUCAUUCUCGAAGUUACAGAGACUUUUAGUUCCAGAGACCUCGAAAAUGAAGUUCCUCGUCCAUUUUUAUACUCUCCUUCUCAUUAAUGGAGCUCUCUCUGUUACCCCCUGCCCCAGUCAAGACAGAGCAGCUCUCCUCAAGUUCAAAUCCGCCAUGAAUGAACCCUAUCUCGGGCUCUUCUCCACCUGGACUGGUUCAAACUGUUGCCAAAACUGGUAUGGAGUUAGCUGCGAUCCAAUGGAUGGAAGAGUCGUUGAUAUAAACCUGAGAGGCGAAUCAGAGGACCCUAUCAUCGUCAAAGCUGGAAGGCCAGGUCUAAUGGCCGGUAAAUUACCAUCUGAAAUUUGUGCUCUGAAUCGCCUCAGUACACUGGUUUUAGCCGACUGGAAAAACAUUUCCGGCGAGAUUCCUGCUUGUAUAACCUCACUCCCCUUUCUCCGCACCCUUGAUCUCGUCGGAAAUCGGUUUUCCGGAGAGAUUCCGGCCGAGAUCGGACGGCUCUCGAGGCUCGCGGUGUUGAAUCUCGCGGACAAUCAAUUUACCGGCCAUAUUCCAACCUCUAUAGUCCAGAUCCAAUCCUUAAUGCACCUAGACCUGAGCAAUAACAAACUUUCCGGCCCUCUUCCGUCUGAUUUUGGCUGGUUAAGGAUGCUCAGUCGCGCCUUACUAAACCGGAAUCAGCUCUCCGGGCCAAUUCCGGCGUCCAUUUCCCGCAUGAACAGGUUAGCCGACCUCGACCUCUCUCGAAACCAAUUCUCCGGUCAGAUUCCGACAUCCAUAGGACAAAUGUCGGUGCUCUCCACCCUUUAUCUCGACAUGAAUCACUUCUCCGGCUCUAUUCCGGCCACCAUCCUAAAGAUGCCGGGACUCAGUAUUUUGAAUCUCAGCCGCAACGAAAUUAACGGCGAAAUACCGGAUGUUUUUGGCGAAAGAUCCUACUUCACUUCGCUCGAUCUUUCGUGGAAUAAUUUCAGGGGCAAGAUCCCGCAAUCGAUGGCUAGGGCUUUGUUUAUCGGGCACUUGGAUCUAUGCCACAAUCAUUUGUGCGGUCAGAUCCCUAAAGGAUCACCGUUCGAUCGUUUGGAGGCGGCCUCAUUUGUGAGCAACGAUUGCCUAUGCGGCCUCCCGUUAAAGGCCUGUAAUUGAGAACGCGGCACGUGAUUGUCUUUAUAGCGACCGUUGUUUAUUGUUGUCAGGUGGGUGGGUAGGUGUUUAUAACUCUGUAACAACCGUUAUUUAUUGUUGCAUGGGUCCCAAAUGAUGGUAAUAUCUUUGUUAUUUAAAAGUUCAAGGGCUUUUUCUCAAGAUUAGAACAUGAAGUUGAGUUUUUAACGAAAGUGGAAUGAUUGAAAGUGAGUCUUCGUUUUCUUGGGGUUUGGGCAUCGUUGGUAAAGGGGGUUGAUUCCCAUGUAAAACGUCGCCCCCUCUUUUCGACUUUUAAGGUCAAAUGGUAUCGACGUGCUCGACGUCUUGAAUUU
Molecule: messenger RNA, 1545 nt
Organism: Amborella trichopoda
Lineage: Eukaryota; Viridiplantae; Streptophyta; Magnoliopsida; Amborellales; Amborellaceae
Molecular function (GO): protein binding
Source: RefSeq, a predicted model, not a curated record